CUUCAAUUUUAGUUAAUUUGAAAUCGUUUUGUGCUUACGAUUGUCACAGCUACAAAUUAGUCGUAUUUUCAAAUUUUAAUUCGGCAAUGGAAUCCUUGGAGUUGUCUUACGAUAAAGAGGCGCGCGUGUGGAGUGGCGUAAAUAGGCCACUGUUUUACGAUUUUGAUUGCUCCUUGGGAAAUAUUAUUUACAGAAAUUUGAAAAAUUUUCCAAUCAAAGUUUGUCAGGUUUCAGAUGUUGAUGGCCGCGAAGUAACCAACCAGGAAUUACUAUCAUGGUCGACACGACUGGCUCUGCAUUUCGAGAAGAUGGGCUUACGCCAUGAUGAUGUCAUUGGUAUUGUGGCAAAGAACAGCACCUAUACAAGCUCAGUGGCCAUUGGCUGCUUUAUGAAUUGUACACCCUUCCAUGCAGUGAACUCGGUCUUGGACCAAGAUACAAUUCGUCAAGUCUUCAACAUAACCGCACCGAAAAUAAUAUUUUGCGACGGUGAAGUUUACGAGAAACUUCAUGAAGCCACACGAUCUCUGAAACCACUAUUUUAUACGCUGACCAACCAUAUCGAUGGUGUAGCCAAAGUUGAAGACUUAUUGGAUCCCAUACCAAAUGAAGAACUUUACAAACCUGAGCCCUUGGUAUCGGGUGGUGAGCAGACAGUAGCGAUACUUUGUUCGUCGGGCACAACAGGUGUGCCCAAAUGUGUUUGCAUUCCGAAUUAUUUGUUGAAAAUCAACUAUACAUUCGUAAAUAGCGAAGAUAUCAUCUUCACAAAUAGUGGUUUGGAUUGGAUAACUGGUCUUUUCUUCACUUUCCUCAGUGGGAGUACAAGUUGUAAACGUGUUAUAACCAAUAAGCCCUACACACCCGAAUAUAUGACCGCGCUGGUGAAGAAAUACAAAAUCUCUUGCCUACUAGCUGCGCCACGACAUGUCUCCGCUUUGAUCGCUUGCCCCGCAGCCACUACAGAUAACUUCAUUUCCGUUCGUGUUUUCUUCGUUGGUGGGGGCUGCAUUACUCUCCCGACCUUACAACAACUUAGAGGUUUACUUCAGAAUGGCACUGUAGUUGUCGCUUAUGGCAUGACGGAGGGUGGUUUCAUAUCGAUGAACUCUGAUGAACGAUAUCCCACCGCUGUAGGCAGGGUAUUUUCCGGUAUUAAGGCGCGUAUAGUUGAUGAAGAGGGUAACAAUUUGCCACCGAAUGAAAUUGGUGAGAUUUACAUAAAGACUGGACAUACUUGGAGUGGAUACUAUGGUAAUCCAAUAGAGACGAAAAAUGUUCAGGACUCGGAUGGCUGGUUGCAUACCGGUGAUCUUGGUUACUUUGAUGAUAAUAAUAUGAUGUAUAUAGUCGAUCGUAAAAAGGACACACUCAAAUAUCAGGGUAUGCAUUACUGGCCGGCUGAAAUAGAGGAGGUAAUCAACGAAUUGCCCGAGGUGGAGGAUGUUUGUGUGGUAGGUGUUUAUGACGAGAGACACGGGGAUGCAGCUGGUGCAGUCGUAGUGCUUCGUCAAGGUGCCGAGCUCACGAAAGAGCAGGUAAAGGAGCAUGUCAGAAAAAGUUUGCCAAUAGAGCAUAAGCAACUGCAUGCUGGUGUGAUUUUCAUCGAUCGACUGCCCCAGAAUAAUAAUGGCAAGACACUAAAAAAAGAUGCGAGGGCUUUAUUUGAAGUUAAGUGAAGUUUUGAGAACGUUUACGGAAACAAGUACAAGGUUAGAUAAUAUAAGUGAUAAAUGUAUUAAAGGAAUACAAAAUAAAAUUUAUUUAAAUAUAAAGGUGAAGACCAUAAAUAUAUA
Messenger RNA from Zeugodacus cucurbitae (melon fly), 1796 nucleotides. RefSeq lists its product as uncharacterized. Gene Ontology annotation, molecular function: long-chain fatty acid-CoA ligase activity. NCBI's taxonomy places the organism in Eukaryota, Metazoa, Arthropoda, Insecta, Diptera, Tephritidae. The coding region runs from base 87 to 1679 and encodes 530 amino acids. The transcript is spliced from 5 exons. Gene Ontology annotation, biological process: long-chain fatty acid metabolic process; fatty-acyl-CoA biosynthetic process. The record is from RefSeq and is a predicted model, not a curated record.